AUGAAUUUUCUAGACAAAAUCGAGGAUAAAAUUUUCGAUUGGGUGCUUGCAGCACUUGGAUGUUAUCUGAUUCGCUACAAAAGUAACGUUGAUAAUCUCAAAACCCAAGUUAAGGAGCUGCGAGGGGCCAGAGACAGACUGCAACGUAUUGUUGAUACUGAUAGAGGGAAUCUAAUGAAAAUUGAAGAUGAUGUUAAGAGACGGCUUACCGAAUCUGAUGACAUAAUAGCAGUGGCAGGGAUAAUCCUUGAAGAUGAUAAGAAGGGAUGGUGGCUCAAUAUUAUGUCCCGUUACCAAGUGAGCAAGAGGGCAGACAAGGCAGCAUUGGAAGCCAAGAAUUUGAAGAAUGAGAUAUUAAAGAUCGAUGGCAAUAGCGUUGGCUAUCAUGAGCCUACACAAGUGGUAGAGACUGCGACGUCAAAUAGAGGGUAUGAGGUCUUUGAAUCAAGAAGGCUUAUAUUAACUGAUGUUCUGAAAGCACUUGAAAAUCCUGAUAUCACUAGGAUUGGGGUGUACGGGAUGGGAGGUAUCGGGAAAACCAUGCUAGUCAAAGAAGUUCUAAAACAAGCUGAGAAAGGCAAGUUGUUUGACAAGUACCUUUUUUUAGUUGUAUCCAAUGAUCCAGACUUGAAAAGGAUUCAAAGGGAAAUUGCGGAGCAAUUAGAUCUAGAACUUGCGGUGGAGAGUGAAUUAGUAAGAGCAGAUAAACUGCGUGAGCGAUUGAAACAAGAGAAUAGGGUCCUUAUAAUUUUGGAUGACAUUUGGAAGUACCUGGACUUGGAAGCUCUUGGGAUUUUCUUUGGAGAUGAUCAAAAGGGGUGCAAAUUAUUGCUGACGUCCAGACUUCAGAAUACACUACGCGAUAUGGGUACCCAAAAGCAGUUUCCAGUUGAAGUUUUAUCAGGUAAUGAAGCGAUAAGCUUGUUUGAGAAGAUAGUUGGGUAUUUAGCCGGUGAAUUCAAAUCUAAGAUGCCUCAAAUUGUCAAAGAAUGUGCUGGAUUACCAAUUGCCAUUACAACCGUUGCAAAUGCGUUGAAAAAUAGAAAAAAUAUAGGUGUUUGGAAGUAUGCACUCAAUCAAUUGAAAAAGUCUCGCCCAAUAGAGAUUGUGGGAACGGAUGAGAAGGCCGUGUACGAAAGUAUAAAGUUGAGUUACGAUUUUUUACCUGAUGAAGAAAAGUCAUUAUUGUUGCUUUGUAGUCUACAUGGAGAGGAUUACGACAUAAUGAUAGAAGACUUGUUGAAAUAUGCUGUGGGUUGGGACUUGUUGAAAAACGACCAUAAAAUAGAAGAUGCUAGAUCUACGGUGCACAAAUCGGUUGAAGGACUCAAAGAUUCUUGCUUAUUGUUGGAUGGUAAAAAUAAUGGAACAGUCAAAUGCAUGACGCAAAAAGAGGGUUUCAGUUUCAGGCAAAAAGGUUUCCGUAAAGAAUCUAAAGAUACAGUUGCAAUUCCAGAUUCAUUUUUUGAAGGGUUAAAGGAUCUCAAAGUGUUGAAGUUAUCUGAAGCUGGUAAGCUUAUGUAUUCUGGGUAUGCUGGUAGUGGCAAUGAAGAAGAUGGAGAUGGAGCAAAGCAAAUGAGCAAAGCAUACACCACCAUGGUGCUGGCCCUGUAUGCUGGGAUCCUUCUGGUGUAG
This is a messenger RNA of Quercus lobata, 1635 nucleotides long. Its product is annotated as disease resistance protein At4g27190-like. NCBI's taxonomy places the organism in Eukaryota, Viridiplantae, Streptophyta, Magnoliopsida, Fagales, Fagaceae. Gene Ontology annotation, molecular function: ATP hydrolysis activity; ADP binding. The coding region runs from base 1 to 1635 and encodes 544 amino acids. The record is from RefSeq and is a predicted model, not a curated record. The transcript has 3 exons.